CAACCACAUCCACAGUCUUCCGUCACAAGCUCUCUGACUCUGCAUGUAGAUCGACAGAUUGGCACAGUGUAAAUGUCACCAUGCUAUGCACAACUGCUAUUUGAUCAUAAACUGGAAAAUUCUGGAUAUUCAUUCUUGUAAAUAGGUUCAAUGGGAGUAUUAUCAAGUGUGCAUGUGGCCUCUGUACAAUGCAUUUGAGCAGGGUUGACCACAGUUUCUUUCCCUCUUCCUCCAUGAUGGCUUCAUGGCGAGCCACAUUCUUGCUUGUUGUUUGUGGACUUCUACAGUGCAAUGAUGCUGCAUGCAGUGUGACCUGCACCACAGACUUCAUCUCCGCGCUCAACUGCUCUGCUUCUGACUUGACAGGAACAGCUUCUUGUGAUGUUGUGGCCAGUUGCAGGGAUGAGUUUUUUGCUGUAAAUGGAAGCUGCACCAUCAGAUCGCCACAGUCCUGGUGCACAAUGGAGCCAAAGGAUCUGUAUUUGAUGAUGUCUUAUGAUACCAACUGCUUCAUCACUGUAACACAAAUGGACAAACAAGGCGAAAUGGAGAUCCCAAUACAGAGAUACUCUGAAAAUAUCGUUUUGUACAAAUAUACUAAACUAAAGCAACCGUUCAACCUCACACUUACGAAAACUGAUGGAGGUUUUAACCUCACUUGGGAUGUGGCUUAUACAGAUAACGAUCUGUACGAACAAUUGAUCUACAGAGUAAGAGUACGAUCUAAAAGCUCCCCAGAGAAGGAGCUAAUUUACAUCCUGCAGCAGAACCAGCAAUCAAUGGUGAUCCUCAGUGAAAAACUGCAACCAGGAACGCAAUAUGUUGCAAAUGUUCAGGUUGCUGUGAAUCCAAAUUGGUUCAACUCCAUGUGGAGUGAAUGGAGCGACGGUGUUGAAUGGAUAGCUGAAUCUCCAGAACAGUACUAUUUCCUGCUGUUGGCGAUUCCAAUUGUGAUUAUGAUGGCGCUGCUGAUUGUGUUCAGUGGGAAACUAGGGGGCAUCAAAAAGCUGACUUUUCAACACAUCCCAAGCCCGCAAGAGUACUUCACACCGCUCUAUCACACGUAUCAAGGAGACUUUAAGAAAUGGGUCGGACCAGUCCUGACCUUCAACAACUUUGAUGUCCUGGAGAAAAGCACCCCGCUGCAGGUGCUUUGUGAGAAGCAGCAGAACCAGAGCUCAGAGGAGCCUGCUAAUGACCAGAUUGGUGAACGGGACUUCGGCCCAGAGGGUCAAAGCGCAUCUAAACUCUACUUCCUAGGAAGCAGCAGUCAGGAACACUCCGGCGGCCACAUAUCGAUGGACACAGUCACGGUUUCAGAUCAGGAGGGCAUCAUGGGAGACUGGUCAGGAAACAGCCGUAGACGAAGCCUCGAUGGCUUUUCUAACGCCAAUCAGAGAGCGCCUGAAAUCGACCAACCUCUUCUACGGGCUGCCAGCGGGAGCUUACAGGGUUCAGACUUUGACUGGCAUCUACAAGAGCACGAUCUGGAGAACAUGGAACAGGUUUCGCUGGACUCUUACAGCUCUAAUGAGCAGUCCGAUGAUGGUUACCCACAAAUGGGGUUGGAUCUGGACACCAUAGACAGUGGGUUUCUGGAGUCGGAGUGUUCGAGCCCGUCAGCGUUUGAUGGGAACGAGCAGAUAGAGACUUCAUCGCUUGAUGGCGUGGAAGGCUCCCAUUCAAAUUAUGUCAAACAGUGGGUGGCUUUCACAGCCGUUCAAGUCGAAGCCCACAGCUCUGGAAACUAGCUGCUCAUGGAGUUUCUAUUACUACAUCGUGGAGGAAGCAUCUACUAAAUAUCACAGUUGGAAUAAAUUUGCUCAUGGUACAGCAUGUGAGAUGACUCUCUUUACACUGAACUGGCAUAAUGCUGCAAAAUGGACUUACAUUUUUUUGAUUGCACAUUAGGACAGCGCGUAUGCCUGCAUCUCAUUUGCAUAAUAUCAGUCCUAUAGGCCUAUAGUCAGAGGCUGUGCUACAAAUAAUCAAUAUUUGUCUCUCUGCUGGUACAAUUUUUGUUGCUGUUGUGCUUUUUACUUCGAUUUUUUGUAAUAUAUUGUAAUGGUUUACACUGAACGUCCUAAACAUGAACUAUUGUGGCAACAAAAAUGAACAGCAUCGAAACUACUCUUCAAAUUCUCCCUCUCCAAUUCUGUUUUGCACUUUAAAACGUUCUUUCACUUUCUCUUUCAUUCACUUCUAAUCGUCAAACUACAUACAAUGAUUUAUGUUCACACCUCACUGUAGGGGAAAAGAAAAUUAA
Molecule: messenger RNA, 2266 nt
Organism: Danio aesculapii
Lineage: Eukaryota; Metazoa; Chordata; Actinopteri; Cypriniformes; Danionidae
Gene: il21r.1
Product: interleukin 21 receptor, tandem duplicate 1
Exons: 8
Coding region: 189-1751 (520 amino acids)
Biological process (GO): cytokine-mediated signaling pathway; immunoglobulin mediated immune response
Cellular component (GO): external side of plasma membrane
Molecular function (GO): protein binding; cytokine receptor activity
Source: RefSeq, a predicted model, not a curated record